UCCAUAAGUCUUUCAACGCAUCCUCAGAUAUCAAGGACUCAAUGUAUUUGUUUAAAUUAAUGGAUGAAGUUGUUCAGGAAGUUGGGCCAGAUUAUGUUGUCCAGGUUGUGACUGAUAAUGCCUCCAAUUUCAAAAAGGUUGGUACUUUACUUAUGGUGAAGUAUCCCACCUUAUACUGGACACCUUGUGCAGCCCAUUGUAUUGAUUUGAUGUUCAAAGACAUUGGUGAAAUGAACAAAGUGCAGACAUUGGUUUCUGAUGCCAAGAUGAUCACCAAUUUCAUCUACAAUCACAGCUAGGUGUUGGCAUUGAUGAGAAAGUACACAAAAGGUGACUUGGUGAGGCCCGCAGCAACAAGGUUUGCAACAAAUUAUAUUGCACUUGAUAGUAUUCAAAAACGGAAGGAAGGGUUAGUUAAGUCAUUCACCUCUAAUGAGUGGUUCAGUAGUAGAUAUGCAACCACUGAAAUUGGAAAAACUAUUCAAGAUCUAAUCACCUCAACAAAGUUUUGGGAAAGGAUAUACUGAUUUACUAAGAUUAUGCAACCACUAUUUGUGAUACUUAAAGUAGUUGAUGGUGAUAAGGCACAGACGAUGAAAAAUAUAGUGCAUUGUAUGGAAGUUGUCAAACAAAAGAUAGAAGAGGAGAACCCAAAGUCAUUUAAGGCAUUUUUGAAGAUUAUAAAUCGUCGAUGGGAAAAUAAUUUGGUUCAAGACCUUCAUCGGGCAGCCUAUUAUUUGAAUCCGGAUCUGCACUACAAGAACAAUUUAAGGUUUAGGAAAGAUUUGAUGGAAUCUUUGAAGGAUGUUAUCAACAAGUUAGCUCCUAAUAUUGAUUCGGCCAAAGAUGCAGUUGAAGAGCUGAUUGGUGGAUGAACUAUGGAUGGAGCGCUCCAAGCUUGAGGCCAAUCGCAAUGAAAAUAUUAUCAUGCACGGCAUCCUCAAGUGGUUGCGAACGUAACUGGAGUACGUUCGGAUUGAUACACACCAAACCUCGGAAUCGUCUGAGUUAUGAGAAGCUAGAGAAGCUAGUGUAUGUGCACUACAACAUGAAAUUGAAGAUGAAAUAUUUAGAAUUGGAGA
Molecule: messenger RNA, 1082 nt
Organism: Macadamia integrifolia
Lineage: Eukaryota; Viridiplantae; Streptophyta; Magnoliopsida; Proteales; Proteaceae
Exons: 3
Coding region: 540-875 (111 amino acids)
Source: RefSeq, a predicted model, not a curated record